Messenger RNA from Hordeum vulgare subsp. vulgare (domesticated barley), 1995 nucleotides. Its product is annotated as signal recognition particle 54 kDa protein, chloroplastic-like. Gene Ontology annotation, biological process: SRP-dependent cotranslational protein targeting to membrane. The coding region runs from base 40 to 1704 and encodes 554 amino acids. Gene Ontology annotation, molecular function: 7S RNA binding; GTPase activity; ATP hydrolysis activity. Gene Ontology annotation, cellular component: signal recognition particle. The record is from RefSeq and is a predicted model, not a curated record. The transcript has 15 exons. NCBI's taxonomy places the organism in Eukaryota, Viridiplantae, Streptophyta, Magnoliopsida, Poales, Poaceae.
CCUCUUAUCCUCCCCGGCGGUUCCCUCACUCCCCGGAAAAUGGAGGCCACCACUACACUCACGCUCUCCUCGUCCCCUGCCAUCGCGGCCCGCCGCUCGCCAGUGAGGGCGACCAUCUCCCAAUCCCACCUCCGGCAUUGCCCCGUCCGCACUUCGCGCCUCCACGUUGCCCAGAGCCUGGCCUCACGUCCCCUCUCCUCGGGGUGGCGGUGGCGGCGGCGGGGGAGCGGGCUGGUGGUGCGGGCGGAGACGUUCGGGCAGCUCACCACCGGGCUCGAGUCCGCGUGGAACAAGCUGCGUGGCGUCGAUGUGCUGACGAAGGAAACCAUUGUGGAGCCGAUGCGGGACAUCAGAAGAGCGCUUCUGGAAGCAGAUGUCAGUUUGCCGGUCGUCAGACGGUUCGUGUCGUCUGUGAGCGAGAAGGCUUUAGGUUCAGAUGUUAUCCGAGGAAUCCGACCGGAGCAGCAAUUAGUCAAGAUUGUGCAUGAUGAACUUGUUCAACUGAUGGGUGGAGAGGUAUCAGACUUGGUGUUCGCAAAAACUGGCCCAACGGUCAUCCUACUGGCAGGUCUGCAAGGUGUUGGGAAGACAACUGUCUGUGCAAAACUUGCAUUCUAUCUGAAGAAACUGGGGAAGAGUUGUAUGCUGGUCGCUGCAGAUGUUUACAGGCCUGCUGCCAUUGAUCAACUCACUGUACUGGGUGAACAGGUGGGUGUGCCAGUUUACUCAGAAGGAACCACAGCAAAACCUGCAGAAAUAACCAAGAAUGCCAUGGAAGAGGCGAAAAGAAAUAAUAUUGAUGCGAUCGUAGUGGAUACUGCUGGCAGACUGCAGAUUGAUAAAACAAUGAUGGUUGAAUUGAAAGAAGUAAAGAAGUCUGUUAAUCCUACAGAGAUUUUGCUUGUUGUUGAUGCCAUGACUGGCCAGGAAGCUGCAGCAUUGGUCACAACCUUCAAUAUUGAAAUUGGUAUAUCCGGUGCUAUAUUGACUAAAUUGGAUGGUGAUUCCAGGGGUGGAGCAGCACUUAGUGUUAAAGAGGUGUCUGGAAAGCCCAUCAAGUUUGUAGGGAGAGGAGAGCGAAUGGAGGACCUUGAGCUUUUCUAUCCCGACCGCAUGGCACAACGUGUUUUGGGAAUGGGAGAUGUCCUUUCAUUUGUUGAAAAAGCACAAGAAGUCGUUCGUCAAGAGGAUACCACGGAACUGCAGAAGAAGAUCAUGAGUGCAAAAUUUGACUUCAAUGACUUCUUAAAACAGACACAAAAUGUUGCCAAAAUGGGAUCCAUGAGCCGUGUAAUUGGAAUGAUUCCAGGCAUGAACAAGGUUACUCCUGCGCAAAUUCGGGAAGCCGAGAAAAGACUUGCAUUCGUAGAGUCGAUGAUUAAUGCAAUGACAGCCGAGGAAAAGGAAAAACCUGAGUUGCUGGCUGAAUCACGCGAGAGGAGGAUUCGGGUAGCUGAGGAGUCCGAGAAGACAGAACAAGAGGUGAGCCAACUGGUUGCACAGCUCUUCCAAAUGCGCGCGCAGAUGAAGAAAUUGAUGGGUAUGAUGCAAGGGCAAGAAGCAAUUGCAGGAAUGGGAGAUCUCAUGGACUCGCUUAACGCGGACGAGAAGGCACCUCCUGGCACCGCACGGAGGAGGAGACGGCGGAGUGAGCCGCCGCGGCAGAGGGAGUUGGAUGCAGUGGGUGGCGCCAGUAGGCCUUGAGUUGUGCACUGGAGCUUGAUUUUUUACUGGAAUAGUUGUGGAUUGGCAUGUACUCCCUCCGUUCCUAAAUGGAGUAUAAAUCUUUUUAGAUAUUCCACUAGGGGACUACAUACGGAGCAAAAUGAAUGAAUCUACACUCUAAUGUAUGUCUAUAUACAUCUGUAUAUAGUUUUUUAGUAAAAACUCUUAAAAGACUUAUAUUUAGGAACGGAGGGAGUAGAUACGGGUCCUGCUGCAUGGUGUAAUAUUUCAUGUACAUUUUGGUAUGCCGAGUUUAAGGUUCAUGGGAAA